This is a messenger RNA of Leptosia nina, 321 nucleotides long. The record is from the annotation of a GenBank genome assembly. Lineage: Eukaryota; Metazoa; Arthropoda; Insecta; Lepidoptera; Pieridae.
AUGCUAGAGUCCCCGUGCAUGGGGGGCAGGAAGGGCAGAGAUGGCCUGUUCCCGGCAACAUCCUGUAUUAAGAUCGCUGGAGUUUUUGAUGAUACGGGCGAGUCCAUAACGGUACGAGGGUGUGGACUUGACUCCGGGACUGCGACAACGGACACAGAAAUAAUCAGAAUGUCACACUGUGGCCGUUUUUAUUAUAACGACAGGUACGUCCACGGCUGUCUCCAAAGCUGCAAUGAUGCAGACGCCUGCAACUCCUCAACUAAAGAACUAUCUUCAGUAAUUCUUAUAAUGACGUUACUCUUCGCCGUCUUUAAGAGCUAA